Messenger RNA from Sabethes cyaneus, 7460 nucleotides. It is a transcript of the gene ldd, whose product is annotated as retinal-specific phospholipid-transporting ATPase ABCA4. The record is from RefSeq and is a predicted model, not a curated record. Gene Ontology annotation, biological process: lipid transport; transmembrane transport. Bases 1390 to 7371 code for a protein of 1993 amino acids. The transcript has 18 exons. Gene Ontology annotation, molecular function: ATP hydrolysis activity; ABC-type transporter activity; lipid carrier activity. Gene Ontology annotation, cellular component: membrane; intracellular membrane-bounded organelle. NCBI's taxonomy places the organism in Eukaryota, Metazoa, Arthropoda, Insecta, Diptera, Culicidae.
UUGACUCGAUUAUACACGGUUAAUUGCGGUUUUUUUGCUGCUUUCGAUUUCGGUUUCUCACUAUCGCAAAGUGGCAGGCAACGCGCGAGUACUUAAACGCUUUUCGGUGUAAUUAGUCUAUUUAAAGUGAUUGCCAAAAUUGACGUUGUGUUUUGUUUUGCUUUUCCUCUCGUUCGGUGAUUAAUCUAACAUGAGUUUGGACUUUAUUGUUUCUGUUGUAUUGUUUUGCUCCAGCUUGUCGCUUAUUGAAAGAUAAAAAUACAUCAGUUCGAGGUGCUCAAGCACACAUACGUGCACACGCGAUCUGGUUUAGAUUUUCACCACCCGAUAGCAGAGCCACCCACCUGGUGAUCUCGGCCACCCCCCGGUUACAGGCCCAUUAAUUUCAGUGAGUUUUUACAUACAAUCGAAGUUACUUGCAAUUAAUAAUUACUCAAGCCUAAGUGUUGGGUUAGUGAAUUUCAGAUUUUGUGAACAACGUUCACAAUAUCUUCUAGUUGGAAGCUAAACAUCUAUCAGUUUUUACACUCGAUUCGGGAUGCAACUUUGGGUGGGAACAGCUUGCCGUGCAACUCCAAGAAAGUGUUAAAUUGUAUAGAGCUCUACUCGCGCGAUAGGUGAAAGUUGGUGGAAAAAGAAAUUCCGAAAUCAGGGCUCGAUCGUUGCGGAGCUGCAAGUUUCAAAGUGCCGCGAAGAGAAUUCGAAAAAUGCUCAGCUAACAGCCUGCGGGUGUUUACAACGCAAUUGAUGCAAAGUGUUUCGACGUGAGUUGCUUAGAAGUGUGUGCCAAUCGGACUAAUCGAUUUACUUACGACGUAAACAAAGCGCGUGGCUAGCAGAGCUCUGCACUGGUCCCAUCCGAAAACUUGUCAGAAUCAAGAGUCAUCUUAAUGCUAAUUCAUCUGCAGCUGUUCGUUACGUGAAUCUAAAAGUGUCAUUAUCAAACCGACCACUGCUGGAAGAAAUCACGGAGGCGCGUGGCAAGGUGUUUUUGCAACUUCACACAACAAUAGGCAGUCAGCAGUCAGUCAGCUCGUCAGCAGCCGAUGGUUCGCCGCGUUCCGGAGUUGGAAUCCUGCUGUCCUAGUGCCUUCGUUUAUGCAGCCCCGCUCAGUGCGAGUGCCAAAAUCCGUUCGACCAUACCAGAAAUAUAACAACAACAUGUGAUAAUUCUAUGCCGAUGACCAACGACCGUAACUGUGAUACCGAGAUCAGCAUUGGGAAGGAAGGAUUUUUGUGAUCAUCAGUAGUUUUUUUUCAGUUCUUCCUGUAAGCGUGUGUGUAUGUUAAAGUGGAGACAAACGUCUCAGCUGGCUCAAACGGCUAAAAGUGGAGCAGCUUUAGGUUAGAUUUUUUUUUCGCAAGUUACUGAAGUACUAGUUUAACAAAAUGAAACUAUCGAAGUAUGUUGAUUGGUUACAAAUUCGCGCCCUGCUCAAAAAGGAUUACCUGGUACGGAUUAGACAGCCGUGGAUGACAAUCGUCCAGUACCUGUGGCCCUGUCUAAUCUUCCUGUCGCUGUACAUCCUGAGAAACCGUUUCAAGGCAGUUGAAAUCGCCGACUGUCAGUUCCCGACUCGGCAGCUGCAGAACAAUGGCAUCCUACCGUUCUUCCAGUCGUACGUGUGCACCUUCGAAAAUGACUGCAGCAGCCCGCAGCAGUUCGAGUCCGCCGGCUCCUAUGAACGAGCCCCCGUAACCCCGAUACUGGACAUCAUUCAGAUCUUUCUAGAUACACCCGCCAUUUACGAUCCGGUGAUAAAGCUACCACAGGAGAAAAAUCUCAUCGGAACGAUCAUUUCCAUCGUGACGAGCUCACGAUUUAAGGAAAUAGAGCGAAAUGCCGAUAGACUAGUCAGUAUGUUCCCGGAAAUCCAAGCCAUGGUUGGGGCGGAUUUCAACAUUGAAAAACUGUUUGCCGACGAUCGGACGUUUUCCGAUUCGGGCAAGAUUUUGUGUGGCAAACCGUUUCCCAGAAGCGAUAACAUUCGCUUUAUCAACAACGUGCUCUACUCGCAGGAUUUUAACGGUGCAGACCCGGACGAGCUGGCGGCAUUGCCAACGGCUUACUGCAAGCAGCUCUAUCGGGAUGUUACGAAUAGUAAUAAUGGGAAGAUCACGUGGAAGACGCUGAAACCGAUUCUGCAGGGGAAAAUUCUGUACGGACCUGCUAAUGAAAGGAAUGACGAAAUCGUGAAGUUUGCAAAUCAAACCUUCGUUGAUAUGGGACGGUUGCGUGACUUUUUCAAAGCUUUGAGUACCACCGUACAAAUGCUGCACACAGAUGAAUCGUUCAGAGCAAGCUUCGUAAAUCUGAUCGAGUUAGCUAAGUCGCCCCUAGUUCAAACCAUUACCGGUGGUAAUGUCAACAUUGCACUGAUUGAAUCUCUGCUGAAUGGAAUUCUAAAUGAAAAAACUGUGGAACAGUUCCUCACGACGAUCGCCAAUAUUUUCGAGUGCUUCUCAUCGGACCGUUUCGUGUCUGUUGAAUCAGAAGCUGCACUGGAGGAGGAGGCCUUCAAACUGAACCAGAAAAAGUUGUUCUUUGCUGGUUUGGUUUUCGAAAAUAGUACUAUUCCAAAUCAGAUUCCGUACAAAAUCCGAAUGAGAACCGAUGAUACUCCGGUUACGGUUGAGAAACGAAAUCGAUUCUGGUUUCCCGGACCGGAGUCAAGCUUCGAACUGGACAUGCGCUACCAUCGCGGUUUCAUCCAGAUUCAACAUGCCGUUGAUGUGGGUAUCAUUAAGGCGAUGAAGCGGGAAAAGGUUGAAGCUGAAAAAAAGAUUUUGGAAAGCUUGUCCGCUGAUAUGGGUUUCGGGUUCGGUGAUAUGGACACAGACGAUGCGGAUGACGAGGAAACUGAAAGCACGACCGUUGCCGGCAGUAGUACGACGGAGGAUCUUGACUCACUGUAUGAUAACCUAAGUAAACAGGUUAACAUUUCUCAAUCGGAUCUGAACAGAUUCAGCAACAAAUCCGCGCUGGAAGAUUUUCUGAAUUUCAACGAUGGCGACGAGCAAGAUGAAUUUGAUGAGGAGGAGCCGCUGAGCUCUUCUAAUGCAACGUCCGCUAACACAACGGAAGCACCCAAGGUUCGGCGCAAACGAGCACCUCAGUUUGGCUUAUUAAGCCUCUUCCUGGGUGGGGAUUCCGCGAAAAAGAACAACGAAAUCAACUACGACGUUUCUAAAGAGAAGUUUUACACUAAAGAAUUUCCCUAUCCGAAAUUCGUAAAAGAUAACUUCAAGAAAGGCUUAUACUUGGCACAGUCCAUACAGAUGUGCUUCUUCAUGGCACUAAUUGUGCACGUUUCCAAUUCCGUCCGGCAAAAAAUCUGGAUGAAAGAAAGUGGCAAUAUUAUGUUGAUGCGUUCGAUGGGCCUGAAAGCCAACUCGGACUCCAUUUCCUGGGCCAUUACAACGAUGAUCGAGCUUUGCAUCGUAUUUGUGCUCAGUCUAAUCAUUCUGUACAGCGGUGGAAUCCUGCUACAUUCCAGCAAAAUAUUCCUUUUCGUUUAUCUCCUGGUAUUCGGCCUUUGUUUGAUGGCCUUCUGCUAUAUGUGUUCGAUGUUUUUCUCGUCCGCUAGUAUUGGAUCCGUUUCGACGGUUAUUUUGUUCCUUACGACAUUCCUACCGUAUAUUAUAAUCAUCUCGCUGGGGGCUGUGCUGAGCACUGGGUGGAGAUUUGUGGCCAGUUUGUCUUUCUCAACGGCAUUCUGCUAUGCCUGGCGGCAUAUUAUGCGAAUGGAACUCCAAUAUCGUAGCGCUGAUUUUGUUUCCGCUUUUAGUGGCUCGAUAGAGGAAAAUGAUUUGAUGUUUGGAAUAAUACUAAUGCUGUUAGAUACUGUGAUCUAUUUCGUAAUAGGAUUAAUAUAUGAGAAAUUCACGAAUGAGGAUACAACGUUCCACCAAGUCAACAGGGCCAAAUUGGACAAGAAUGUGGGUGCCGAACUGCGCAACGUUGAUGUCAUCUAUGACAACAAGAAAAAGGCGCUGAAUAACGUAUCAAUAACGUUCAAAAGGGACGAGGUCACCUGCCUACUCGGUCGCAAUGGAGCCGGAAAGAGUACCAUCAUUAAACUUUUAACCGGUCAGAUCCUGCCGGUAGAGGGUGACGUUCAGCUACCGCUGGACUACGACCUCAUUUCGGGGCUGCGAAAUAACGCCGAAAAGAUUGGCCUGUGCUCACAGAGUAACAUCCUCAUUCCUAACCUGACAACCAAAGAACAUCUACAGCUGUACGCUCGCAUUAAACUGACCAAGGGUUUCGAAACGGAAAUCCAACGAACACUGGAUAACCUUAAGAUGGGCAAAUACCAGCACUACCACGCAUCCGAACUGUCCGGGGGUUUCAAGCGAAGGCUGUGCAUAGCAAUCGCCUUCCUCGGUUCUCCCAAUCUCGUAAUUCUGGAUGAACCGUGUAGCAGUGUGGACACCAAAGCCCGGAAGUACAUUUGGGAGUUGAUUCAGACGCUGCGAAAAGACCGGGCGGUGAUCCUGGCUACUCAUCACCUGGACGAAGCCGAAUCGUUGAGUGAUAAGGUUGUGAUACUGGAAAAUGGACAAGCAAUCAUGGAGCAAAGCCAUGAAGAAUUGAAGAACCGCUUCACAAAUACUCUAUACGUGGAUAUCACUCUUAAGGGUCUAACCGAAAACGACAGAUCCACUGUCAUAUCCGAAAUUAGUAUGACCUUAGAUCGACAGGAAAACGUUCGAUACGAAGUAUCCAAGUUACCAGGAAAUAAACUCCAGUACAAACUCGAGUACACGGGAACUACUCCGUCCGAUGUAGACCUACAACCCCUAUUCAACCAACUAAAUCAGUACCAAGAGAAAACCCUCAUCCUCAAGUACGACCUGAAGAACGAAAACCUGCUGAACAUUUUCAACGACGUCAACGGCCGCGAAACGAUUCCGUCCAAGAUCGGCGAGCCGGAAAUUAUGUCCGCAAAUGGUCACGACACACACGAGUCCAAACCCAUCGAACGGCAGCAAAGUACACGCCAAAUACUGCAAAGCCUGCUACGGAAGCGGUUCCUGCAUUUCCGCCGCAAUUACCGGUUGCUCAUCUGUCUGCUGGUUCUUCCAACGCUUUUCGAAAUCAUCGCUAUGUUCUUCAUGACUAUCCGCCCGCCGGGUGAAUACGAUGCAGUGCUUAAUCUAUCGCGCCAGUUGUAUGCCGGUAGUGCUGAGUUUUACUCUAGGAAUGGCAAUGGAACAAGCUACCAGAAGCAGAUUGAUGCAAACAUCCUGGAAAAUUGUAACAACGAAAAUUGCUACCUAUUUAACAGCUCCGGGGAUGCCUUCCGGUGGCUUUUACGAACAAAUUCCGAAUUUGUUCAGCGACGGUACGGCGGAUUGACGAACCAAAAAGAAAAGCACUUCGUUUGGUAUAACAAUAAAGGAUAUCACUCCAUGCCUAUCUGGAUGAAUAUGUUGGAUUCUGCUAUGCUGCAAGCUGAAAUGGGAAACAAUAGCUACAGCAUCAAUACCAUUAACCAUCCUUUGCAAAUCGAAGAAGACGAACUGACGCUGUCCUCAAUUCUACAGCAGGUUGCCGACGCUGGAAUUUCGUUGAUCCUUUUGCUGUCAUUCAGUUUGGUUCUGGCUGGAGCAUCAGUUUAUAUUGUUAGCGAACGAACCCGCGGGGAGAAGAUGCAGCAACGACUUGCCGGCGUGAAACUUCGCCACUACUGGGGAGUGACCUACUUGUGGGAUGCUAUGAUAUACCUGAUCGCCUUAGCCCUUGCGGUAAUCGUUUUCCUCGCCUUUGGCAUUCCGGCAUACGUUGACAAGGACCAACUGUGCGGUGUAUGUCUGCUGUUGCUCUUCUACGGAUUCGCUUCCAUUCCAGCGGUGCAUUUGUUCGAAAAGCUGUUCAACGAUGCCAGCUUUGCCAACAUGUCCCUCUUCUGUUUGAACGUAAUCACCGCCCUGGGAACCCUAACGAUCAUCAUUCUGUUCGACGUUCUGGGUGAAUCGGACACCACCGAACAUUUCCGCAACUUCCUGAACCGUGCAUUCCUGAUCUUCCCACAGCACGCGCUUGCCGAUGGUUUGAUCGAGCUCUCGAAAAACUACAUUCAAGCGGCAAUCUUCAAACGGUACUACAUCGAUACCUACAAACCACUGUUCACUUUACUAGAGCCGCACCUGAUCGCACUGGCCACCAUGGGAAUUCUCUUCAUGAUUCUCAACACUUUCGUCGAGAACAAGACCCUUCAGAAAUUCUUCCUGGAAGUGGAAUCAUCCCAGAUGCCGGUUUACGAACUGAAAUCCGUCCGAUCAGAGGAAGCCAUAAUGAACGGAAAUGGAAAGAAGAAAUCCCUAACGGCUGAUCAGAUUCUUUCCGUUGAUCACUUGACCAAACGAUACCGGCAGGGUGAUGCGGUUGUGAACGACGUAUCCUUCAAGAUACAUUACGGCGAGUGUUUCGGAUUGCUCGGAACCAACGGGGCCGGGAAAUCGACUAUUUUCUCGAUUCUUUCUGGAGAAAAGCUUCAAAGCAGCGGAAGUUUCUGCUUCUUUUCUUCAAAUGGCCUGUCGUAUUGUCCGCAAAGCGACUUUCUCGAUCCGCUGCUUACCGUUGAAGAGGUUAUCGAAUUUUACGGAAAGCUCCGUAAUGUUGAAAACAUCGAUAAGCUGGUAAUCGAAACUCUCCGAGAGUACCACUUGGAACCCUACAAGCGGCUGCUGGUAAGAAAUCUAAGCGGUGGCAACCGACGCAAACUAUGCGUCGCUGUGUCCUGUUAUGGAAACACCGAUAUUAUCCUGAUGGAUGAACCUACCAGCGACAUGGAUCCGGUGACCAGAGCCAUCGUUUAUCGCACAAUCGAGCGACUGAACAGCCAGAACCGCUCGAUUCUACUCACAUCCCACAGCAUCUCGGAAAUCGAUCACAUCUGUCAACGGAUAGCCAUCCUUAAGGAUGGCCACAUGCUAACGGUGGAUACGCCGGAAAACCUUACCGAACGAUACGGUAAUAGUUACCUGAUCACCAUUCACUUGGAGGAAAACCGUGAGGUCGAUCUGGUUCGGAUGAUCAAGCGCGAGUUCAACAUCAGCCAAGAAUUGGUUCACAACAAAAACUCGCUACAGUUUGUGUGCAAAGUGCAGCCGGAGCGAAAGCAGGUCGGCGCUGAAAAGUUGCACAAAAAUAGUCAGGUUACGAUUAACCUGAACAACAACACAAUCGAUUCCAGCCCGGCGCUGGCGAGUAGCAUAAGUGCCCUAGUUUUAAAACUGCACCAGUUUGCGCACAACAAUCGGCUGCGAUACACGGUGACGAGGUGUUUGUUAGAUCAGGUGUUUGAAACUGUCCUUCAAAAUCACGAAGAGGAACACACCAACGCGGGAUUCGUUGAACAGUGAUACCAUCUUAAUUCGCUCAAUUCCAUACAAACAACAGGUUAAGUUACUUACUACUAAGCUGGUUUCUAGAAAUAAACUAUGGACUUAAA